Daucus carota subsp. sativus is the source of this 1208-nucleotide messenger RNA. RefSeq names its product transcription factor CYCLOIDEA. Gene Ontology annotation, cellular component: nucleus. Gene Ontology annotation, molecular function: sequence-specific DNA binding; DNA-binding transcription factor activity. NCBI's taxonomy places the organism in Eukaryota, Viridiplantae, Streptophyta, Magnoliopsida, Apiales, Apiaceae. Gene Ontology annotation, biological process: regulation of secondary shoot formation. The record is from RefSeq and is a predicted model, not a curated record. Bases 17 to 1078 code for a protein of 353 amino acids. The transcript is spliced from 2 exons.
GAUUACAGCUAAUAACAUGUACCCCUCAAACGGCUAUGUAAAUGCUACUUUUCCAGAAUAUGACUUUAACCCAAAUUCAGAAAUCCAAGAUCUCUCCUCUUCUAAUUCAUCUUGCUUGUUCAAUUUUCCUUCUCCCUUGAAUCAAUACGGAGACGAGGCGAUUUACCUUCAGCAGUUCCAUGCUAUUUUAUCUCAAAAUAACCUAGAUAGUCCGGGGGCCUUGAACGAAAUGACUGUUCCUGAUAUCACAGCAUAUUCUUGCGAGAAUAAUAAUAGUGGCACGGUGAUGGAACAUGUGGGUGCAGGAGAAAGCACUGAUCAGCCACCGGAGAAAAAGAAAUUGUCUAAGAAAGAUAGGCACAGCAAGAUUAAUACUAUUCAUGGCCCUAGAGACCGAAGAAUGAGGCUUUCUCUCGACGUUGCUAGAAGGUUUUUUGGACUGCAAGACAUACUGGGGUUUGAUAAGGCUAGUAAAACUGUUGAGUGGCUGCUUAGACAGUCGAAAAUGGCCAUCAAAGAACUUACUGGUCAGACAAACAAAGGCUCUGACACAUUUUCACUUUGGGCUUCAGCUUCAGAUUGCGAAGUUGUGUCUGGAAUCGAUGAGUUCUCGGUACCAGAGACUGCAUCGACGACUAAAACUGAUGGGUCGCCUUCAACUCAGAGGAAAAAUAAGAGAAUUAGAAGAGUUAGAAAACCUACAUUUUAUCCCUUUGACAAGGAAUCAAGGGAAAAGGCUAGGGAGAGAGCAAGGGAGCGGACAAAGGAUAAGAAAAGGCAGCAGCAGCAGCUUGAUGAUCAGCAUUCGACGAACUUAAUGACUUGGAGCCCAAUUGGAAGCAGCAAAGAUCUGGCGGGGAGUAGUCACAACACCAUAACCUAUAACAGUCUACCUUCAUUAGAUGAGGUUGAAGAAAUGCAAAAUGGUUGCGAGGAAAGCAUCAAUAUUAUUGAUCCUAAUUUGUUUAUGAUAGCUGGAAACUGGAGUCCGUCUGCUCUCUUAAAUUAUCAGCACAGCGAAAUUUCCCACGAGUUUGCAGACUUUCAGUUCCAUGGAUAUCACAACCAAAUCUUCUAAUGGGACUCAAAUCAUCAGCACACCCGCCCCUUAAUUUCUGGUCUGGAUUGUAUACGGGGAAGAUAUAUAGCUACUCAAAUAGAUUAAUUUCUUAUAUAUGUUAUGUAUGCUUUUGGAUGAAAUUGUCAGU